This is a messenger RNA of Penicillium verhagenii, 1293 nucleotides long. Its product is annotated as ubiquitin C-terminal hydrolase 37. Gene Ontology annotation, biological process: ubiquitin-dependent protein catabolic process; protein deubiquitination. The record is from RefSeq and is a predicted model, not a curated record. Lineage: Eukaryota; Fungi; Ascomycota; Eurotiomycetes; Eurotiales; Aspergillaceae. Bases 1 to 1293 code for a protein of 430 amino acids. The transcript has 5 exons. Gene Ontology annotation, cellular component: cytoplasm. Gene Ontology annotation, molecular function: cysteine-type deubiquitinase activity.
AUGGCUCCGCGUACCAAGAGACGACAUCUGACCGAUCUUUCAGAAGAUCAAAGCGAUGAAAUCUGCCGCCCAGCUACUCAGUCUCAGAAAGAUAGUUGGAAUGGAUUCUGUGAGAUUGAAUCGGAGCCUGCUCUGUUCAACGUGAUGCUCCGAGAGUUUGGAGUUAGGGGAGUCAAAAUUCAAGAAGUCGUGUCUCUCGAUCAGGAAAUGAUGGCCUUUCUUAAGUAUGAUCUUGGGCUGAAGAAUGUCCUUUUCUUCUUUUAUUUCCCUCUUCGUCCUCUUCCCUGUUUGGCUAAUCAAAUCUGGGGUAGUAAACCAAUCUAUGGACUAAUCUUCCUUUUCCGCUGGCAAGAAGACGAUACAGACCAGCAGGAACCCAGCUGCCCUGAUGGGCUCUGGUUUGCAAAUCAGACAGCAAGCAAUGCUUGCGCCAGUGUGGCCCUCCUGAAUAUCGUCAAUAAUAUUCCGGAUAUUGAUCUCGGUGAAAAUCUUCAGCAUUUCAAGGAAUUUACCAAGACUUUUACUCCAGCUCUACGAGGCGAUGCUAUUAAUAACUUUGAAUUUGUGAAACGGGUACAUAACACCUUUGCACGCAAGAUGGACAUUUUGAAUGCCGAUUUACAAUUGAAAACUGAAGCCACCUCUAAGAAACGACACAAGGGUCAAGAUACCAAUGACUCAGAUGGUUCUUUCCACUUUAUUGCAUUUAUGCCGGUCAUGGGUCAAGUGUGGAAAUUUGACGGACUAGAAAGGCAACCACAAUCUCUAGGUGAAUGUUCUGAGGAUGACUGGUUGGAGGUGGCCCGACCCAACAUUCUUGACCGGAUGGCCGCAUAUGAAGAAGAUCAGAUUGAAUUUUCUAUCCUAGGAGUGGUUCGGGAUCCCCUCCAUGACUUAAUUCGGCAACUUGCCAUCAAUGUGCGAAGUUUGCAAAUGUUGAAUGCACGAUUGACAUCCUCCGCAACACCGGUACUACCCGAUGGGAUCACGAGUUUAUCCGAAUUCAAAGAGACAGUGCUUGAUUCCGAUCUUUCUUAUGGUCUUGGUCAUGAGGAGAUUGAUGCGGCUGUUGUCCCCGAGAUGACUUCCUCAGAGGCUUCACCAGGAUUCGCCGCGGAACUAGAAGAACUCCGAGAAGCACAGGGCGAGCUCCGAGUCCGAAUUCGAGAGGAGCAGCAGUCUCAACGAAUUGACGAGGACCAUGCGAGGGGGCGGCGGUAUGACUAUGGACCCGCGUUACGGACGUGGCUGCGGUUUCUCGCACGCAAGCAGGUGUUGGCUGAGUUAGUGUAA